Trypanosoma brucei brucei TREU927 is the source of this 351-nucleotide messenger RNA. RefSeq names its product divalent cation tolerance protein, putative. Gene Ontology annotation, biological process: response to metal ion. Gene Ontology annotation, molecular function: copper ion binding. Lineage: Eukaryota; Euglenozoa; Kinetoplastea; Trypanosomatida; Trypanosomatidae. The record is from RefSeq and is a predicted model, not a curated record. The coding region runs from base 1 to 351 and encodes 116 amino acids. The transcript has a single exon.
AUGUUUUCUGUGUGUUACGUGACGACACCAACCUCGGAGGUCGCGCGCGAAAUCUCGCGGAUUCUAGUUAGCAGCAACAAAGCUGCAUGCGUCAAUAUUGUCCCCAGCGUCACCUCCGUAUACCGUUGGGAAGGUCAACUGUGUGAAGAGCAGGAGUGUCUUAUGAUGAUAAAGACACGCACUGAGCUCCUACAGGAGGUCAUUGACAGCGUGAAAAAGAAUCACCCAUACAGCACGCCAGAAGUUGUUAGCGUACCAAUAAGCUCUGGAAGUGAAGAAUACCUCAAGUGGGUUGAGGAGAACACAAUGCCUACUAGCAGCAACAACAACAGCGGUUGCAGUUGCCGCUAA